AUGAAUAAUAAGAUUAGUUUACCACCAAUCAGUGAUAUCUUGAAUAAUUCUAUUUUACCAUUACCAUUACCAACAAAUUAUAAUAAUCCAUUGAAUGGAUUUAAUUCUUAUAAUUUGAAUAGUUAUACUCCAAUUAACAAUGGUAUGAAUUCUGGUAAUUUGAAUAACUAUUCAUUCCAAUCCAAAUCUAAUAGUCCAAGAUCAUCAGAAAGUUCUGAAUCUAAUUCACCAAUUCAAUCAAAUUUCAACUACAAUUAUAAUUAUAAGAAGAUUGAAUUACCUAAUAAAAUUACUGCUAAUACAGUUUCUUCAAAUGAAAAACGUAAAACAAGAAAUAACUUACCAAAGGAAACCACUUAUAUCUUAUUAAAAUGGUUAAAUGACCAUUUAAAUCAUCCUUAUCCAAAUAACUUUGAAAAGAAUCAAUUAAUGUCAACUACUGGUUUGAAUCAACAACAAUUAUCUAAUUGGUUUAUCAAUGCAAGAAGGAGAAAGAUUAAGAUGUUAAAACAACAUAAAAACAUUAUAUGA
Yamadazyma jaroonii is the source of this 531-nucleotide messenger RNA. Lineage: Eukaryota; Fungi; Ascomycota; Pichiomycetes; Serinales; Debaryomycetaceae. The record is from the annotation of a GenBank genome assembly.